UGAAUAUUUGGUCGUCAUGGAGCCUCCAGAUUUCCCUCCGAAAGUCGAUAUUUUAUCUGAAAUAUAUCAGCCAUUACCAGAGGUGAUAGAUAAUGUCGAUUGGGGUGGACUUGAUGCAUCUAAAUCGACACAGCAGGUAAUAAGAGACUUAUCGUCAGCAUUGGAACAAGGCAGUACCCCUUUGGCGAAUCUCUUCCUAUCUCAUGGAUCCUACUGGAAGGACACUCUUGCAAUAACCUCCCAUCUAAGGACCUUCAAGGAGCGUGAAGUGAUUGCACUCGCUCUGAGGGAGCAGAAUCAACAUCGUCGCAUUUACGAAAUUACUAUCACUCCAGGGUCAGCACAAGUUGUAGUUGCAAGCGAGACGCUGAAAUGGCUAGAAUGCUUCUUCACAUUCAAAACUACCGAGCCUCAAGCAAGCUGCGGCGGCAGGGUGAUGUUACUUCCCCAGGUUUCCGAAAGCGGCUUGGUCCGCUGGAAUAUUUGGACUCUGUCCACUUGGCUCUCGGAUUUUGACUUGUAUCCCGAGGACGAGCAGCUCCUGCGCGCCCCAUUCAAGCCCUUGCCGUCGAGUGAGGAGGACCACAUGACUACCGACGUUCUCAUCAUUGGUGGAGGAAAUGCGGGCGUAAUUCUUGCUGCUCGCCUGAAGGCACUGGGAGUCGACUACUUGAUCAUCGAUCAGAAUGAGAAUGUGGGCGACAACUGGACGCUCAGAUAUGAUUGCCUUCGUUUCCACGUAGGCAAGUCAUUUUGCGAGUUGCCAUAUCUGCCAUAUCCCAAGGAUGCAACAAAUGGUUUGACUCGAGAAGAGCUAGCCGCUCAAAUCAAACGCUUCGUUGAUGAGUUUCACCUCCACGUGCUCCAUUGCACUACAGUCAAUGCAACCACGUUCGAUAAUAGAAGUAAGUCAUGGACGAUCAAGUUGCUUCGUAAUACCGUCGAGAAGACCGUUACGUGCAAACACCUGGUUCUGGCUACUGGUGUGGGCUUUCAAGGUCCUUACAUGCCAAAACUUCCCGGCAUUGAAAAGUAUGGAGGCAUCAAUAUACACUCUACCAGUUAUAAAAACGCAAGUCUGCUCGCUGAGGGAGGUGUCAAGUCCGUCCUAGUUAUCGGAUCAGCCAACACCGCUUUCGAUGUCAUGGAAGACUGUUAUGAUGCCGGACUCAAAACAACCAUGAUACAGCGCUCUCCGACUUAUGUGAUCCCCAUGUCUUCCCUCCUCCACCCAAAUGGCCUCGGAGUCUUCGACUACGUGCCAGCCGAGGUGGGCGAUGUGAUCACCCAAGCAGGUCCUCUGGCCGUAGGAGGACCGCUGCUAGGUCUCACACAUGCCACAUUGGCAGCUGCCGAGCCGGAAAGGUAUGCCAAUCUCGCUAAAGCUGGAUUCCAAGUGACCGACUGCACUCAAUCCGACUUAGUGCAACACCUACUUGAACGCUGCGGUGGCCACUUUGUCGAUAUUGGUACUGGGGUGGAGUUGCUAGCCACCAAAAAGGUGGGCAUCAAGUCAGGCGUUUCACCCACGUCGUACACAGACAACGGCCUGGAGUUUACCGAUGGAAGUACGCUAGAUGCAGAUGCUAUUAUUUGGUGUACCGGCUUCAAAGGGAUAGAUAUUCGCCAGGGCCUUCCCGAGAUACUAGGCGAAGGGGCAGAAGUAAUCAAGAACAAAAUGGAGGCUACCUGGGGUGUGGAUGCUGAAGGAGAAGUUCGUGGUUUGUGGAAGAGACAUGAGUACGUGGAUAACUUCUGGAUCUUCUGUGGUGGUGCAGCUCAGCAUCGGUGGUACUCGAAGGUGGUGGCGUUGCAGAUCAAGGGCAUGUUGGAAGGCAUUCUACCUGAUGCUUAUAGGGAUGUGCCUGCUUCAAAUUUUCAGUAGGAAUGCGAAUGAAUUGGUUGCGCAGACAUACAGAGAUGAGUUCUGUGACGAUGAUCUUGGUGAUUUGUUAAUAAGGAAUGCCACCACUUGAAGAGGGAGGAGUUCAGGAUACUUCUUCGGAAGAACUGACAGAAGGGGGGAAAAGAUUUUUGAGUUGCAUAACCCCUCCAGGAAUAUCAGAGUAAGUGAUAUUCGCCCUUUCCGUUUAUUAGACGACAUGAAUCAAGUGGGGACCUCUACUUCCCUCACUGCUACCAAACAACAGCUGUCGAUCCAAUUCCGAGCAUUCCAAUCGAUCCCAAGCAG
Molecule: messenger RNA, 2191 nt
Organism: Mollisia scopiformis
Lineage: Eukaryota; Fungi; Ascomycota; Leotiomycetes; Helotiales; Mollisiaceae
Product: FAD/NAD(P)-binding domain-containing protein
Exons: 6
Coding region: 17-1885 (622 amino acids)
Molecular function (GO): monooxygenase activity; flavin adenine dinucleotide binding
Source: RefSeq, a predicted model, not a curated record